Sardina pilchardus (European sardine) is the source of this 1620-nucleotide messenger RNA. RefSeq names its product translocase of inner mitochondrial membrane 23 homolog b (yeast) (gene timm23b). The coding region runs from base 434 to 1060 and encodes 208 amino acids. The transcript is spliced from 7 exons. Gene Ontology annotation, molecular function: transmembrane protein transporter activity. Gene Ontology annotation, cellular component: mitochondrial inner membrane; TIM23 mitochondrial import inner membrane translocase complex. NCBI's taxonomy places the organism in Eukaryota, Metazoa, Chordata, Actinopteri, Clupeiformes, Clupeidae. The record is from RefSeq and is a predicted model, not a curated record. Gene Ontology annotation, biological process: protein import into mitochondrial matrix.
CACAUUAACGCUAGCCUAAACAUGUCAGGUGGACGUCUGGCUGUGUCAACAUAGCCUUUCCAUACUGUAUGAGAGUAUAGGUGCAACGUUGUGCCACAUAUUAGUAAUGCUUGCUGUCCUCUCUGUAAUAUCCACAUUCUAUCUAUCUUGCAACCUACGUUAUUCCGUAUUAUUAUCGUUAACUGGUUUACCAUAAUACUUUUUUUAUCUACACAGUAACUUAACUUAACUUGCUGGAAAGGGACGAACGGUCAGAUUGUUUUACUCUGACCUUCCUACCAUGAUAGCCAAGCUUUAGGUAACCGGAAUAGAUUUAUCUUAAGUGGUUGGCCGACACUAAUAAUAGUCAUUGAGCUGGUAAGUAAUUGGAACAGUUCGCAAGCAGCGGAGUGCUAGUUAGCUAAUCAACUAUCCAUACAGAAACAUCAGCAGCAUGGACGACAACACAUCCCCAUCAGGAGAGUCCAAAAGCGGUCUCACCGGACUGCUCAAGGGGGCCGCACCGGGCUACUCCACCACGGACCUGGCUGGGGUUCCCUUGACGGGCAUGAGCCCCCUGUCGCCGUACCUGAAUGUAGAUCCAAGAUACCUUCUGCAGGACACGGACGAGUUCAUCAUGCCCACGGGCUCCAACAAGACCAGAGGGCGCUUUGAGCUGGCCUUCUUCACCAUCGGCAGCUGCUGCAUCUCAGGUGCUGCGUUUGGAGCGUUGAGUGGCCUCCGUAUGGGGUUGGCGGAGACCAAAGACAUGGCCUGGUCCAAGCCACGGAACGUGCAGAUCCUGAACCUGGUGACGCGGCAGGGGGCCUCCUGGGCCAACACAGUCGGCUCUGUAGCCUUGUUGUACAGUGUAUUUGGAGUGGCCAUUGAGAAAGCCAGAGGAGCUGAGGAUGACAUCAACACUGUGGUUGCCGGGGCGCUGACAGGUGUGCUCUACAAAUCACCAGGUGGCGUGCGCAGUGCGGGGCGGGGGGGGCUGGGGGGGCUGCUGCUGGCGGGGGGGUACGCGCUCUACAACAACUGGGAGCAUCUGAAGAGCUCCGCCCCCAGCCGCCACUGACCAACGGCAUGCUGGGAUACUGGAGGACCACCGGCAUGCUGGGAUACUGGAGGACCACCGCUGCCACGCCUCCACAAGCAACACUGGUCACCAUCAUACACUAAUCUGAUUGGGCAGCUCGCUAUCAUACACUAAUCUGAUUGGGAAACUUGCUAUCAUACAAUAAUCUGAUUGGGCAGUUCGCUAUCCAAUACACACAAUACAGUAAUCUGAUUGGUCAGAUUGCCAUCAUACAAUAACCUCAUUGGUCAGCUCACUAUCAUACAAUAAUCUCAUUGGUCAGCUUGCCAUCAUACACUAAUCUGAUUGGGCAGCUCGCCAUCAUAUAUUAAUGUGAUUCUUCUUUGCACUCAUCGUUAAGCCAACUGCACUAGUGCGUCUCACGCACCAAUGGGAGUCUGCCAGGUCAUCAUGACGCGUCUCGCGCACCAAUGAGAGUCUGCCAGCUCAUCAUGAUGCGUCUGGCGCCCAGAGGAGCUGACUGGACUGUCCCAGUAAAUAGGCGCAUUUGACUUCAUGUAGCCGUCUUAAGACGACUGCAGACGAGACUAUUUCUGACA